UGCAAGCACAAACAUGGGGCCCUUCUUGAGCAAACAACCAGGUUCCUUGAACAGGAGAAGCUUUGCAGCACUUGGCCUGAGAAUCCUUUUCUUCUUGACUGGAGAAAAGGAAAAAGAUACUGCCACGUCCAGUGGUGACUCUGCUGAGGGGACAAAAGGCUCUUCCUUUAGCAGCACAAAAGUGACAGCCUACGACUGCAAGCAUUGUGGUGUCAGCGUAUGCGAGUUAUCCAAUUUCAGUUGCUGUACCAUAAUUGGUGAAACACAAGACGAGACGUUUUCAAAUGAAGUAAUUCAGCUGGUGACCAAUGAAACGCACAUCACUAUGUGUUUUCAGCAAGCAAAUACUUUUUCGGAACAAAUUUACGCCAUCAUCUGGGCAAAAGCUGGGGGAAUAGGAGAUUCAUGUGGCAUCCUGAAGGCUGAAGCUUCCCCAGAGAAUAGGGGGGAAACAGUCGUUUCAGAGCAGAAGAAGACUUGCUGUACAGCACAGGUCCAGCUCGCAGUGCCCAGCACCCCCUUAAAUUGCUACGCUGACAAGGACAAAAGCCCCCAGCUCGGCAGCCCUGAGGAUGGAAAUGAUGUCGGUAAAAAUAAUGGAAUUGUUGAACAAUCACCACAUUCUCUCAGUGUUCAGCAAGACCAAUCUAUCAGCAUUACUUGCUCACUGAAAAGCUCACAUGAAGAAGAAGGGGUCUUCUUGCUCAGGACUCAUAUGAAAGGAUAUUUCUCAAAGCAAAAUAUUUCAACUAUCUUUCCUGCUUUUGCAAAUCGCUUGGAGUACUCAAAGCAAGAGAAGACAUUGGUGAUAACUCUGCACAACCUACAGAAAAGCGACAGUGACAUAUACGUAUGUGUUGCUGUGUUUAAAAAUUCCUCUCUCCUCUCACUGAAUGCAAGUGGCACCAUGGUGCUGGUUAAAGAAGUGGAGCAGACAGAGUGCAGUAGUAAUCCCUGGAACUUUUAUGGUCUUAUCACUGCGGUGGUGCUGCUGCUUUCUGCGCUGACAUGCUGCAUCUUCUACAAUGUCAAUAUAAAGAAAUAUUUCCAGAAAAGAAAAACAAAUGCAGUAUAUGAAGAUAUGUCUUAUAGUUCUAGACGUAACACCUUGGUCAGAACUAACACUUACUGCAAUAACAAUUAACCUCUUGCCAGCUGGGACUAUGCAUGGAUCAACAGUUCCUUUCCAGGUCUCUCACAGCUGCCUUAGCAACUUGAUGCAGUGGUUGAAUUGCAAAUGCUUUCAUCUGCCUUCAUCUGUGAAAAGAAAUACCUUCUUCAUUGCCAAAGCUCCAUUUCUGCUUAUUUUGAUCACUUGUGAAAUACCUUUUGUUUCUUUUUUAUGUACAGAAAACAUAGAGAGAUGCAGGUACCCUGCAGAUGUUUGCAGCGUAGUGUGCGCAGCAGUACUGUUGGACUGUAAAUUUGGAUAGAUGCAAUCUAUGCAUUUGUUUCUUUGAUUGCUAAAUAACCCUUUCAGGGAAGGUGGGGUAGAUGGGAAGGUCUGGUGAUGAGCUCUGGGAAGUGUUCAGGAAGACCGUGAUAAGCCUAUUUAAUAACAUGCACUGGAUCUACAGAUGAAGGGAUUACAGUUCUUUCAAGAAUCCAUGUGGAUCUGCCAAAGGGGUCAGGUGGCUAAAACUUCAAGUAUUAAAGCAAAGGAAUCUCUUCAGAAGAGAAUUCGGAACCUUUGUGACAGAGUGCAGCAUUACAGAUGAAGUGCUAGAUCUGUGUGGAUUUAACUAUUUGCAGUUCAUAAGGGUCCCACAAAAAUGGUUAAAAUUACUACCCUUGUCAGAGAAAUUGGCAUGGUUGGUGGAGAUCUUGAUCUGGCUGAUCUGCAAAAUGAUUAGAUCUGGGGGCUAGAGACAUAAUGUGGAAAAACAGAAAUAUUUGUGACGUGCUGGCGUUGUCUCAAAUUUGAGAUGUCUUAAAACUGCACAGCAGGGUGAAGUAGUCUGGAACGAAACCAGUGCCUGAAUUCCAACUGGGACACGGGUCAGCCUGAUCCAAAAAUCACUCUAAAAAGGGAAUUGUCAAAAACUCAUAUGAGUUAAGUAAAAAAAAAAACAAAAAAAAACAAAAAAAAAACAAAAAAAACCCCUACAUUUUCUUUGGUAAUGGCUUAGAAUAGUUUGCUAGGGAAGGCUUUGUUCUCCUCCAGCUAACAGAAAGGCUACAGCUGCCUCCAGGCACAUACAGUUUUGCAGAGCUGGGUCAGCUGUGGGAAAUCAGCAGCUUACAAUCUUGCAGGCCCAGAGGAGUAUAAAAUUGGCUUGUCAUGAGGCCCUACUGCAGGUUUCUGGGGUGAGGUUGAGAGUAGAAUUUGUCUUUAUUGAUGUUUGUUAAGUUUUUAGAGAGAGCAGGGCUGGUCUGUAGCUUGUAAGAGCGUGCAGCUGGGCUUCACCCAGGCGCACGGGAGACUCCCGCUUUGGGAGGUGCACGCAGCCAGCUCUGCUGGGGUCUAGUGAUCCAAAGGCUUCCUGCAAAUGUUGUGUAACUUGCUCCUAAACAGCACCUCAACAGGCAAUAUAGCAUCCGUUUUUCUCCUUAUUUACAGAAUCUACUUUUUUUUUAAAUUUUAAAAUUAAUCUCUGAUGAAAAUACUUUCAGAAAUCUUUUCAUGGUAACUACAAUAAAAUUUCUUGAAGAGGGAACAAUGCAAAAGGAGGACAGGGAAGAAGUGGGCAGUGCUGUGCAGGCUGGCCCAUCCUUUCAACAGCGGCUUGUACCGAGUCACUAGGACGGAGGGUUACUGGCUUUUGCUAGAUCUAAAAUAGGAGAUGGCACCUCCCUGUUAUUGCCUCUGUGUGAUGUCAGACGCCGCCGGCGGUGAGAGAUUGCACUGGCUUCCUCAUCUUGGAUGCGGUUUGCUCACUUUGCUUGC
Molecule: messenger RNA, 2887 nt
Organism: Struthio camelus australis
Lineage: Eukaryota; Metazoa; Chordata; Aves; Struthioniformes; Struthionidae
Source: RefSeq, a predicted model, not a curated record